Molecule: messenger RNA, 1956 nt
Organism: Syngnathoides biaculeatus (alligator pipefish)
Lineage: Eukaryota; Metazoa; Chordata; Actinopteri; Syngnathiformes; Syngnathidae
Gene: ppp1r3da
Product: protein phosphatase 1, regulatory subunit 3Da
Exons: 3
Coding region: 561-1484 (307 amino acids)
Biological process (GO): regulation of glycogen biosynthetic process
Cellular component (GO): protein phosphatase type 1 complex
Molecular function (GO): protein phosphatase 1 binding; glycogen binding
Source: RefSeq, a predicted model, not a curated record
UUUCUGUAGCGCAAGGAGACAGGCACGAGAAAUCAUACUCUAUUUGGUUUAAAUAUAGCCCACUUAAUUUGACAUCACUCCAUCUCCCAUGAAACCAGUUCAAGUGCAGCUUCAUAAAAGCUUUGAGUAUGACAACUGAUCGUCAUCAAAAGAAACUGAGUGGGGCGCUUUGUCUCGUUUGAGAGUUUUUUUUUUUUUUUUUUUGGGGGGGGGGGAACUUAUUUCCAGUUACAGAUCAAGUCGUAUUAUUCUGGCCAAGAGUAAGACACGUAAAUGGAGGAUCAAGUCGAGGAUCCUGCAUGAAACUUAAAUGCACGGCGUUUAUAUGGUGAGAUAAAGUGUCUCUGUCUAUUGAUGAGGUUCAACUUCAACAGGGAUGACACGCAGCCUUGCACGUACUCGCUGAGUCACGCCCACUGUGACGGGUGAUUUGAACCCUAUCUGAUAUUGGACGAGAGGCGGGGUGCAGAAGAUGUUGAGCCCAGCACCCUCCAUUACCACAAAGCUUUAUCCCCCUUCCUCCUAUUGCCAAGUGAACAGGUCACCGGUUUCCUGACAGCAUGGAGAGAGGAUGGUUCAUUGGACAAGAGAAGAUUUUGCCCACAACAACUGAUCAGGGGACGCAUUUUUAUAGCUCCUGUAAAUUAUUUUCAAAGCCAUGUGCGACCAUCAAAUUAAAUGACAUGCUACGGCAAUUGAAAAGUGAUAUAGAGAAGAGGCCUAUUCCCAUCCGCCCACCAGGUCCCAAAGUGUCAGCGACGAGCACUCGGAAUUUCCACAAUCCCUCGUGUGAACCCAUACCAAAAUCUAUCAUCCGACAACGCUCGCAGUCUCUACCUCCUACUACUGAAAAGAGGAGGAAGUGCAGACAUGUUGGUGUAAGAUUUAUUGAUUCCCUUGGCCUUGACCUGGAGGAUGUCAAACUUUUUAAAUCUGGAGAUGAACCAUCCAUACCGCAUCAUGUCAGCUUUAGAUUGCUGAUGGCUGCAGAGUUAGCAGAUGGAAACCAUUUGGAAAUAUCCUUGCCUUACUUAAAACCACUUUUUGACCAAGUAACUGGCGAUCAUCCAGGAUUUUUACAUCGACUCAAUAAGCACAAAGUGUGUCUUGAGAGAGUCCUGUGUUUUGAAUUUGGUGUUAUAGGAAUCGCUCAGGUGGUCAAUCUAGAUUUUGAGAAAGAUGUAACGGCUCGUUACUCAUUUACGGAGUGGAAGACCUGUGCAGACACUAAGGCCUCAUGGGUCUCAACCAGCUCUAAGAUCUGUGAAGGAGGUGGUCAAUUCACUUGUGACAUGUUCCGUUUCCAUCUUCCUGUCCCUCCAUUCCUGCAGCCUGGGGCAGUCUUAGAAUUUGCCAUCAAGUACAAAGUUUGUGGAGGUGAAUACUGGGACAAUAAUGAAGGGGAAAACUACAAGUUAGUUUGCCAUAACUACAAGCACAGUGUUCCCAAAGAAUGUGGAGAUAGCAUGAUUCACUUUUUUUAGGAUGCUGAUUAAAAACAUUAAAAGAAAAGAUUAAGAGCACACCUAUUGAAAAUGGGAUAAAUGGGAAGAUACACUCAUGCGAAAUUAACACUGAUGUAAAUGCAUUUAUAUCUGUCUGCAGCUUUGGGUUUAACUUUCAUGUCUUUCAUAUUGCUAUAUUAUAUUUGGACAAGAAACCACACUUGUGUUUUGACUUGCAUUUCAAACAAGGCUCACAAAAUGUCCUCUAAUGUCUUGUAAAUUACUCAAGCACUUUUUCCCAGAUGUGUAUUUCACUUAUUAAAAAAAAUAUAUGUAUAGAAUAGAAUAGAAUAGCGUAUGAGCCACAAAUCUUUGCAAAGCCUUGUGUGUGCGCGUGUGCGUGUGCGUGUGUGUGUGGGGAGGGGGCACUCUGGUAUAUCUUUUGCCAUGUGUUACGAUAAAAAUCAUUUGUAUUAUUUGUGGAAUAAAGAUGUCUAUCUAUUUUUUUUAG